GGUCACGUUAACGUAAUAAAUACUUGUACUAGGAAUUUCAUAACUUCGAGCUCAUUUGUAUUUCGAAUGCCUCCAGGGUGCAGUGCAGUCUGUCUCAGCCACUACUGGAUGCACGAGCUAUUACGACUGAUGGUGCCACUAUCCGUCGCUGAAACGUCACUUAAAUCGAAGCAUUCGGUCCCAGAGUAAGGCGAGAGCACUCCCACAGCACCUUGCACGUCCCUGGUUCAUUCAGCUUAAACUGCAGCUUUCAGUGCAUGGUAUUGUUCGAACAUGCCCGCACGCUGCCAGCCGCGCAUCCGGAGUCGCCAGCCUCCAAAGAUGCUUCAUUUGUCGCUGUUAUUCGCCUGCGCUAUGACAGCCGUCGCAGUGGAAAGCAGUAAAUCACCGCCCCAUAUCGUGUUCAUCCUUGCCGACGACCUGGGAUGGGGCGACGUCAGCUUCCACGGCUCCCCACAGAUCCCCACGCCCAACAUCGACGCACUUGCCAGCACGGGAGUGGUUCUCAACAACUACUAUGUGCAGCCGACCUGCUCGCCUUCCAGGGGAGCGCUCCUGAGUGGCCGCUACUGCAUACACAUAGGUUUCCAGGAGACCCCCCUGCUGCCACGACAACUCGGGGGCCUACCUCUCGACAUCAAGAUCAUGCCCGAAUAUUUCAAGGAGUUGGGCUACGAGCCACACAUCGUGGGAAAGUGGCACCUGGGAUACUUCAGCUUCAACUACACUCCAACCUACCGUGGCUUCAACAGCUUCCUCGGAAUGCACGUCGGUCCGACAGAUUAUUACACUCAUGUGCUGAAAUGGGAUGCCCUUCAGGGCCUUGACUUCUGGGACAACACGGAUCCCCUGAAGACUGAGAAUGGCACAUAUUCGACUACGCUGUUUACGACAAGAGCCAAAUCUAUUAUUGCCAACAGGGACAAAUCAAAGUCAUUGUUUCUGUACUUGGCGCAUCAGGCGACGCACGGCGGCGUCGGCCCAGAACCGAUUGAAGCUCCCAGAGAGAACGUGGCCAAGUUUCCGUACAUCGACGAUGACGUCAGGAGGGUUUACGCAGGAAUGACGGAUGCUCUGGACCAGUCCGUCGGUAUCGUCCUGAAGCGUUGGAAGAGGCGUCCAUGCUGCGCGACACCAUCAUUGUUUUCAGCAGCGACAACGGCGGUGCUCCGACGGGCCCCGUCUCCAACGGGGCAUGAAUUGGCCUCUGCGUGGGGCAAGGGCACCCUCUGGGAGGGCGCAAUCCGUGCGGCCGGGUUCCUCUGGACUCCCGAACUUCUGGACGCACAGCAGGUGCCCACCAGCUGA
Messenger RNA from Dermacentor silvarum, 1308 nucleotides. Its product is annotated as arylsulfatase B. NCBI's taxonomy places the organism in Eukaryota, Metazoa, Arthropoda, Arachnida, Ixodida, Ixodidae. The transcript is spliced from 8 exons. The record is from RefSeq and is a predicted model, not a curated record. Bases 274 to 1308 code for a protein of 344 amino acids.